This is a messenger RNA of Diabrotica balteata, 608 nucleotides long. Lineage: Eukaryota; Metazoa; Arthropoda; Insecta; Coleoptera; Chrysomelidae. The record is from the annotation of a GenBank genome assembly.
CUUUUUGUGAAGUGAUCUAUCUUAGUCAAAAUGACGGAAGGUACAGCUACUAUUAGAACUAGAAAGUUCAUGACCAACAGAUUGUUGGCUAGAAAACAAAUGGUUGUUGAUGUUUUACAUCCAGGUCAACCAUCAGUUAAGAAAACUGAAAUAAGGGAAAAGUUAGCUAAAAUUUAUAAAGUUCUCCCAGAUGUAGUCUUCGUCUUUGGCUUUAGGACAAACUUCGGAGGUGGUAAAUCCACGGGAUUUGGUUUAAUUUAUGAUACAUUAGAUUUCGCUAAAAAAUUCGAACCUAAACAUAGGUUAGCAAGGCAUGGUCUCUAUGAAAAGAAACAACAAACAAGAAAACAACGUAAAGAACGUAAGAACAGAAUGAAAAAAGUCAGGGGUACCAAAAAGACUAAAGUUGGUGCUUCUGCUAAAAAGGGAAAGAAAUAGAUUUAUAUAUCUCGUCAACUAAAGUAAUCCGUCAAUGGACGCACAUCAUUUUGUGGAACUUAUCUACAGUACGUUUCAAGUUCUAUGUGCUAUACAACAAACAUAAGAUGUGCUUGUUUGUUUUUCAUGUUAAACAACAUCAUUUCAAUAAAUAUAUUUAAGUUUCUAAG